ACAGACGGCGCAGGAGGAUGUGUUCCCCACGAGCUCACCGGUGCCCUUGAGUGCACUGAACAGCAGCAGUCACUACCUGGCGUGGGUGCAGGCCAGCAAUGCACUGGGCAUGGCACGCUCAGCCCCUCAGCACCUCGACCUGCAGCAGCUGGUGGUGCCCACUUUGCCUGUGGCCGAGGGCGCGGAGACGACUGUGGGGUCAGCUCCCACCACCACCAUCCAUUGGCAACAGCAGACGGAGCUGCAGGACGUGCACUGCGAGGAGCGGCACAAGGCUGCGGGUGCUGCAGAGUGGCAUGUGACAGCAUGGGACAGUGCAGUGCAGCAUGGACACCAGCUUCAGAGUGCAACCUGCUACGUGUUCCAGGCUCGGUGCCGGCUCAGCGCUGCUGGCAGCCCCUGGAGUGCUUGGGGCCCGUCCUUCACCUACAGCACACCUGAGGCUGCCCCCGCGGCGGCUCCCGACGUAUGGCGGCGGCUGGGCCGGCUGUUUCCCAACGGCAGCCACGAGGUGACAGUCUUGAUCAAGCCGCCCCGCGAUGCCGGCGCCCCCAUCCUGGGUUACAUGGUGUGGGCUGGAGCCUCGCGUCCCGUCUGCAACACGUCGAGCACCGCCUGCAGCCUCCUCCUGCCUCCAGCGCUGCGCGACCUCCGCGUCACCGCAUACAACGCCCGGGGGGCGUCCAGCCCCGCCCGCCUGACGCUCCGCCGGGACCCCAGCCCGGAAGCCUUCCCACCACCCCUGGCUGUGGAUGUGCAGCGUGAGAACCAGAGCACCAUCUCCGUGGCCUGGCAGCCCCCCCGGCACAGCGGGACCCCCCCACUCUGCUUCAUAGUGGAGUGGGUUUGUACAGCUCUGUACAGCCACGAGGAAGAGUUCUUUUGGAAGAAAGUCCCAGGCCAGGACACCCACACCUACAUCCAAGAGGACACAGCAGCAGGAAGCCACAUCAAUGUGUCAGUGUAUGCAGUCUACCCAGAUGGAGCAAGCAAGCCAAGCUCUGGCCACGUUUCUUCAGAGGACCAGAUGUUGGGCAUCAUCUACCAGGAGGAUUUGCAUGAUGCUGACAUCAGGUUUCCCCUGGGAAUGGCCGUCACCAUGGUCAUAUUAUCGGUGGUUCUGGUGAUUCUGAUGUUUAAAAAACCAGCUCGAAAAAGGUAUCACUUUUGUCACACAUUUUUCCCCCUUAUUUCCAACUCAUGCUUUUUUUCUGGUAUAUUUUACCACUAACUACAGCAA
Messenger RNA from Coturnix japonica (Japanese quail), 1240 nucleotides. Lineage: Eukaryota; Metazoa; Chordata; Aves; Galliformes; Phasianidae. The record is from RefSeq and is a predicted model, not a curated record.